This is a messenger RNA of Chelonia mydas (Green sea turtle), 3951 nucleotides long. It is a transcript of the gene DCAKD, whose product is annotated as dephospho-CoA kinase domain containing. The coding region runs from base 2591 to 3298 and encodes 235 amino acids. The transcript is spliced from 4 exons. The record is from RefSeq and is a predicted model, not a curated record. Gene Ontology annotation, biological process: coenzyme A biosynthetic process. NCBI's taxonomy places the organism in Eukaryota, Metazoa, Chordata, Testudines, Cheloniidae. Gene Ontology annotation, molecular function: ATP binding; dephospho-CoA kinase activity.
GGGGCCCAGGGUCCGGGGCGAGGGAGCGGAGGAGCGACGCUGAGGUGGGGGCCGCGUCCGGGGGCCGGGCCAGAGCUGCCGAGCAGGAUGUUCCUGGUCGGUCUGUCCGGUGGAAUUGCUUCAGGAAAAAGCACAGUAGUGGCAGUAUUCCGGGAACUGGGCUGUGCAGUGAUUGAUGCCGAUGUUAUUGCCAGACAGGGUUAGUUUUGCAUUGUUGGUCUCUUUUCUCAUAUUUCCCUGACAAUCUGGAGUCAAUUGCUGAUGGUGCUUUGGAGUUUAGACAGCAGAGGGUGCUCUGUGUUCAGUCAAUAACUGUUACCUUUUGCUUCCCCAGUUUAAGACAAGAUAUGUGUGGACUGGCUGCCUUGAGGAUUGGAAACAGGAUACAUUAUUCAUCAAAAGUCCCAUCUUAAUGACCCACACUGCAAAGAGAUUUCACUCUGGGUGUUGUACUCCUAGAACAUAGUGCAGUGAACACUGCUUUGUAGAGCAGCUGUCUGUAAAGGAGCAUAACAAAGUUCUCUUUGCAAAUCUGUGACUCUCCCUUCCUCCAGCCACCACCAAAUUUACCAUGACGCAACUCUUUGUCUGUCAGGGGCUGUUGGUGGAGCUUCAGUGACCGGUGAAUGUCGCCAAUACCCCAGAAGAGCAUUUCAGCCUUCAUUCAUACAUGUUUGGUGGGUGCUUUUUUGUUAAGAUUAAUUGCCACCCUUAAAUCUCUCUGGCCACUAAGUAAAAGAUUUAAGGGUGGCAAUUCUGCAACAGAAAAGCUUCAAAAACAGACUCCACCGAGAAACUGCUGAGCUUGAAUUAAUCUGCAAACUAGAUCCCAUUAACUUGGGUUUGAAUAGAGACAGGAGUGGCUGGGUCAUUCCACAUAUUGAAUCUAUUUCCCCAUGUUACGUAUCCUCACACCACCUUGUCAACUGUCUAAAUGGGCCACCUUGAUUAUCGCUACAGACGUGUUUUUUUUUUCUUCUGCCGAUAAUAGCUCAUCUUAACUAAUUAUCCUUUCACAGUUUGUUUGGCAGCUUCUGUAUAUGUGUGUAUAUAUGUGUAUCUAAUCUAUAUCUUCUUGCUAUAUGUUCCAUUCUAUGCAUCCAACGAAGUAGGCUGUAGCCCAUGAAAGCUUAUGCUCUAAUAAAUUUGUUAGCCUCUAAGGUGUCACAAGUCCUCCUUUUCUUUUUGAGAAUAUACAUUAAUUUUUUUACACUUCAUUUUAUCCCCAGCCUUCUCCCAGUUACUCUUUUUUUUAUUAGUAUAUCCUCUGGGUAGCAAUUUUGAUGACUUUUUAAAAUGACAUACUUUUCCUUACAUCACGCUAGUCUAUAAUAAGCUGCAAACAGCUCUUGAGAAUUGGCCUCCUACAGGCUUUCAUGUGCAAUUUAUCACAAAGAAUCUCACGUAUUCUAUAGAAGCCCUUAUGGCUUGAUUCUGAUGAUAUUGGAAACCUUAAGCCUAUUAAUAUUCAGUCCUCUUUGAUAUUUAGUAACCUCCUACUCCCUUGUGGGAGCCCAGCUACACUAUUCAUCCAGCCCAAGAGUUUUCAGUUAGAACAAGCCGAAUAUUUGUGCCUGUCUUCUAAAAUCUCCCUACUCUGUGCCCAACUGGAAUUGAACAAAAUCUAUGGCAGUCAUACGUGCGCUCUCAAGGCAGCAGUGUGCAAACUUUUCCAGUCGUGCCCCCCUUUAUCGCUAACCAAAUCCAUCCCCACUUCCCAUUACUGCACAGCCAAGGCUUCUUCAGCAGCGGGCAGUUUCUAUCUUGCAGCCAGGCGGCAGCACUAGGGCAGGGCCAAUACAUGUCCCUCUGCCCCUCCUCCCUCAGAUUUUCAGGGUUGGGGAAGGCACGUGCAACUGUCUCUGGGGCAGAGUUAGCGCUGGGCACGAAGGCAGAUAUUGGUGUGGCAAGCUGACCUACAGGCUGGGUGGCCUGCUGAGGUGGCGCUCCCUUCCUACCCUCCUUGGGGCUGGCCUGAGCCACCUGGCAUUGCUGCUCCCCGCCCCCCAGUGUUCUAGGGGCAUGAGUGUAGAAAGCACCACUGUCUUAAGGCAUGCGUGUAGAAAGGUCCUUCAAAAUGUAAACUGUGGCCCUUGAUAACUAUACAUUAUAAAGGUUUUCAUACAACUCUGCUCACUGCAGUGUUUUCCCUUUUCAGAAGGAACCAACUGAAAUAACAUGUAUUAGUACUGAGUGCUCCGAGUGGUUCAGUUAGAAACAUGGCCUCUCCAAUAGAGAAUCCUCUGAGACCUAGUUGCUGGAGAGUGACGAAUUCAUGAUGAUUCUGCAGGUCUUUUCCCAGCUUGGCUACUGACUUGCUGUGUAACCUGGGGCAAGUCCUUUCUCCCAGUUUACUGAUCUAUAAAAUUGAGAUAAUGCUUCCUCUUAGGAGAAUGAUGACGCUAAUUAAUGUUUGCAAAGUAAUUUGAUCUCUUGGGUGCCUGGCACUGUAGAAAUUUAAGUGUUAUUAGAACAAAAGUUUAGCAAAUUUGUUUCUGCAGCACUAGAUUCAAAGUUGGUUCUCCUGUAGAUUUUAGACCCCUAGGAUGAGGUGUUCCACAGCCCUGCUUCAGUGUUUGCUGGUCAAUAGAUGCGUUCUCCCUUGAACGGAAUAGACCUCAGUUGUUCAGUAAAUGAGAUUCAUUUUAGACCCUUCACUGAUGUAAGCACUUCCUGUUAUGCAGAAUUGGCACUAACUUCCAGCUGUUUAUUUUUAUCAGUGGUUCAGCCCCGCUUCUUAGCCUAUCAGCAGAUAGUGCAUUACUUUGGAAGUGAAAUCCUCUUGGAGAGUGGGGAGAUAAACCGGGAGGCUCUGGGAAACAUUAUCUUCUCCCACCCGGAAAAACGGCAGCUGCUGAACUCCAUCACUCACCCUAAGAUCCAGAAAGAGAUGCUGAAACAGAUCUUUAAAUACUUUGUGUUAGGCUACCGCUAUGUGAUUCUGGACAUUCCUCUGUUGUUUGAGACCAACACAGUAACCAAGUUCAUGAAACACACAGUGCUGGUUUACAGUGAUCCACAGACACAGCUGUCACGACUGAUGAAGAGGAAUGGUCUGGCCCAGACAGAGGCAGAAGCGCGCAUUGCCUCCCAGCUGCCGCUUGAUGAGAAGUGCAAAUUAGCUGACCAUGUGAUUGACAACUCCGGGGACUGGGAGAGCACGCGGAGGCAGGUUCUGAGACUGCACUCUCAGCUGGAGGACUCUAUGGAUUUCCUCUUGGUGCGCUUAGUGGCAGUCACAGCAGUUGCUGGAAUUGGUGGGCUGGUGUGCUUUCUCCUCAGGCAUUUUCUCCCUUAAUUCACUUUUUUUUUUUAAAGGGACCAAAACUGCCUGGAAUUUCCAAGUUUACAAAGGGCAGUGAAAUGUCACGAGCCUUAAUGGCUUUGCCGUCUGAAUACAGACGACAAGAUGAGCAGAGUCUCCUUGUUAACUUCUCAAGGUGAAGCAUGGAUUCCUUGCCAAUGCACUGACUCGGCUUCUUUCUUUUAACUUUUUAGUCCUGUUAUUAAUUGUCAGCAACUGCUGCAGGAGAGGGUGAGGGGUAGCUGUAAUAGAUGGAGGUCCUCAGACAUUUGGGUAUGAAGUAAUUACACUGUUAAGAUGGACAUAUUAAAAACCAUGUUUUAGGCCAACUCAUUGAAGUGCUAGUCUACAGGUGAAAGGAAUCUUUCUGUCAAUUUAACCCCAGAUGGAAUAUGAUUACUUAAAGUGUCUAAUGGCAGUCUGGUCCAGGAGUGGGGAUCUGGACUAUGAGGUUCUCUUCCCCCGACUUCCCAGCAUCCUCAGCUCCCAAGAGCUGGCCCUAAAUGAUUCACUUUGACUCUAGACAAGUCAUUUCACUUCUGUUUCCUGGUUGUGAGGUUUAAUUAAUGUUUGCAAAGUACCUUAAACCCCACCAAUGCAGGGCAUUGUAAAAUUGCAAGAGUUACUAUAAAAUGUCUGUCUCAUGC